AUGACAUCAAAGAUAGUUUUAUUAUUUUUAUUUUUUACAAUUGUUAUUUUUGUAAAUUCUCAGGAAUGUGAUCCUCGUUGUGAUUGUGACAAAGUAUCAAAAGUUUGCCCGGAUCCUCGAAAUUGUAAGAAACCAAAUCCAGAUGGUUGUGACAGUUAUAUUGAAUGUGAUGAUGGACUGUAUUAUGAAGUCUAUUGUCAAGAGGGUUUAUAUUGGAAUAAUAAUGGACAAAUUUUACAUGUCCGCUGGAUUGAGAGCGAAUAUUGGAGUAAUCAUUUAAUUCCAAAUAGGGAAACCAUUUUAAGAUUCAACAAUAUCAAUAAUAUUAAUAUUAUUGGCACUUGUAUUACGAAUCAAUCAAAGAAGUUAUGUUCAAAUAGUUUAAGAUUGACAACAACAACAUCAUCAUCAUCAUCAGUAAGAACCUAUUAUACACGUGUGUCAGCCAUCAAUCAGUACAAUGGUAAUGUAGUCUGCAUUGAUUCACGUGCUAAAAAAGGUGGUGGUGGUGGUGGCGGUAAGAAUGACAAAAAAGAGAAAGAAGUAGCUUAUGACUCUGUGAAGGAUGUCGAUCUCAACACUAUGAAGUCAUCGUGCGAUGCCACCGUCGACUUUCUUCGUAGAGGAUUCGGUAAUAUCCGUUGUGGAAGAACCGGACCUGAACUUCUUGAUCUCAUCACCGUAGAGACACCGAACGGUCCAAUGUCAAUGAAUCAAAUUGCAAUGGUUACCAUCAAAGAUCCAUUAACCUUACAUCUUACUCUAUUCGAUCCAUCUCUAUUAAAACAUGUUGAAAAAGCAUUAAGAUCUAGAUCAGAUCUUGGAAUGAGUCCACAGAUUCAAGAUCAAUUUAUUAAAUUAACAUUACCAAAACCAACACAAGAACUUAGACAAAAUCUUAUUAAAUCGGUUAAUAACUUGAGUGAACAAGCAAAGGUUAGCAUUAGAAGACACAGAAAAGAAGGAAUGGAUUUGAUAAAGAAGAAAUACAAAUUGAUCAAAGACGACGAGCAAAAGAUUGAUAAGAACGUUCAAAAGAUCACCGAUGACUACAUUGCAACUCUUACUAAACUGACAGAUGCUAAAAUUAAAGAGAUCAAUACAAAUUAA
Molecule: messenger RNA, 1110 nt
Organism: Heterostelium album PN500
Lineage: Eukaryota; Evosea; Eumycetozoa; Acytosteliales; Acytosteliaceae
Exons: 6
Coding region: 1-1110 (369 amino acids)
Biological process (GO): translation
Cellular component (GO): mitochondrion
Molecular function (GO): chitin binding; ribosomal large subunit binding
Source: RefSeq, a predicted model, not a curated record